Messenger RNA from Sorex araneus (European shrew), 4772 nucleotides. RefSeq names its product protein phosphatase, Mg2+/Mn2+ dependent 1K (gene PPM1K). Bases 190 to 1305 code for a protein of 371 amino acids. Lineage: Eukaryota; Metazoa; Chordata; Mammalia; Eulipotyphla; Soricidae. The transcript is spliced from 7 exons. The record is from RefSeq and is a predicted model, not a curated record. Gene Ontology annotation, molecular function: protein serine/threonine phosphatase activity; cation binding. Gene Ontology annotation, biological process: protein dephosphorylation.
ACGGCGAGAGGCACAUUCCCGAGCAGUGGCCGCGGCGGCGCGGGUGGCCGAGCCCGGUGCCCGCUCGGAGGCCAGGCGCUCCGGCGGGGGCAGUGUCGCCGACCGGCCGAGGGGCCCCUCCCCCGCCCUGCAUGAGCUAGGGCAGAGCUUCCCCGGGGACGCCAGGAGCUGCACCACCCGCCCCGAGGGAUGUCCACGGCGGCCUUGCUGACCUUGGUCAGGGGUGGCGGGCCGCGGGUGCGCCCGAGGGCGCUGCUGAGCCGCCGCCUGCUGCGGCCCGCCGGGCACGCGCCCCGCGCCGGGCUCCGCGCCACCCCCGCGCGCCGCUCGCGCUUCGACCCCGACGGCAGCGGGCGCCCCGCCACCUGGGACAGCUUCGGCAUCUGGGACAACCGCAUCGACGAGCCCAUCCUGCUGCCGCCCAGCAUCAAGUAUGGCAAGCCCAUCCCCAAGGUGAGCCUGGCCCGCGUGGGCUGCGCCUCGCAGAUCGGGAAGCGCCGGGAGAACGAGGACCGCUUCGACUUCGCGCAGCUCACCGACGACGUGCUCUACUUCGCCGUGUUCGACGGGCACGGGGGCCCCGGCGCCGCCGACUUCUGCCACACGCACAUGGAGGCGCGCAUCCUGGAUUUGCUUCCUAAGGAGAAAAACUUGGAAACUGUCUUGACCUUGGCUUUUCUAGAGAUAGAUAAAGCCUUUUCUCAGCACGCCCACAUGUCUGCUGAUGCGUCCCUUCUGACGUCCGGGACUACCGCCACGGUCGCCCUGUUGCGGGACGGCAUCGAACUGGUGGUGGCCAGUGUUGGGGACAGCCGGGCGAUUCUGUGCCGAAAAGGGAAGGCGGUGAAGCUGACCAUUGACCAUACGCCGGAGAGAAAGGACGAGAAGGAAAGGAUCAAGAAGCACGGCGGCUUCGUGGCCUGGAACAGCCUGGGGCAGCCGCACGUCAACGGGCGACUCGCCAUGACCAGGAGCCUCGGAGACCUGGACCUGAAGGCCAGCGGCGUCAUCGCCGAGCCCGAGACCAAGCGGAUCAAGCUCCACCACGCUGACGACAGCUUCCUGGUCCUCACCACCGACGGGAUCAACUUCAUGGUGAACAGCCAGGAGAUCUGCGACUUCGUCAACCAGUGCCACGACCCCAACGAGGCAGCGCGGGCGGUCACUGAGCAGGCCAUCCAGUACGGCACUGAGGACAACAGCACGGCCGUGGUGGUGCCCUUUGGCGCGUGGGGCAAGUACAGGAACUCCGAGGUCAACUUCUCCUUCAGCAGAAGCUUCGCCUCCAGCGGCCGGUGGGCCUGACGGCGGCUGCCCCCCGCUGGAGCUUGCAGCUGCUGCCACCGGCGAGUCACUGAUUAGUCCCACUGUCGGCUGCGCCAGCGCGACCUCACGACGCACUUGAUCAAGCCCAAGUCAGUGCCACCUCAGUAGCGACGUCACUCUCGGCUUUCACCCUCCGUAUCCGUGCUCCCCUCUGCGCGCUCGGCGUGAGCGUCCGAUGCUAGUCGAGGACACUCGUGAGGAAACGGUUUUGAUGCGGCUGCUGAGUGUCCAGUUUCUCCUUUUCAAGACUCUUAGGCAGCUCUGGGUUACUUCUGGUCAUUUUUUUUUCCUUCACUCAUAUGAACAGUCCUGCCUUCAGAUUUGUCAAAACUUGGGGCUGGAGCGAUAGCACAGCGGGGAGGGCGUUUGCCUUGCACGCGGCCGAACCGGGUUCGAUUCCCAGCAUCCCAUGUGGUCCCCUGAGCACCGCCAGGGAUAAUUCCUGAGCGCAGAGCCAGGAGUAACCCCUGUGCAUCGCCAGGUGUGACCCAAAAAAAGCAAAAAAAAAAAAACAAAAAAAAAAACUCAUCAAUAUGUUGGUGGCUACUCAGUGUGUUAGCUGCAAAGGUUUGCUUUUUUUAAUAACUGUGCCUCGGAGUAAACGUAAAAACCAGAUUCUCUUUAUUGUGGAUUCUGGACUAUUCAGUGGUAAACAUAAUGGUGAUAAAGAAAUGAAUACAGAUAAUAGGUCAUGACCUAGUCGUAAGCUACUUUAGGAAAAUGCACUGUUGGGAUGUACGGAACUAUAGUACAGCAGGGAGGGCGUUUGCUUUGCACGCAGCCGACCCGGGUUCGGUCCUCAGCAUCCCAUAAGGUCCCCAGAGCACUUCUAGGAGGGAUUCCUGAGCACAGAGCCAGGACUAAGCCCUGAGCAUCACUGGAUGUCGCCCCCACAGAAAAAGCCGAAGGAGAAAAAAAGCCAAAUGCACUGUGUAUUUCAGCUGUCACAAUCUUAUUCUCUGUCCCAAAUUUAUUCCUUUCUGUAGCUAAGAAACUAUAGAGAUGUGCCUGUUCCUUUAUGUCAGAAAAAGUGCUGAGCCUAAGGCUCAGUGCUGGACAAAGUUAAGUGCUGAUGUUGCCAAGUGCUUUGUACACAGUUUCUUCCAUGAUGGCUAACUCUAUUUUUUUGUUCUGUGUAUGAUAUGUCGUGUCACUCUGUAUAGCAUCAGCAAGGUGGGUUGUUUGUACAGUAGUAUCACAGAGAUGAAGCCACAGAUAUCAUUUUCAUCUUUUUACUGUUCCUGAGUCUCACAACAAAGAAUAAAUCUAGAACAAAUUCUAUAUUUCACCCUCCUGUGAAGUAGGAGUGUAAAUUGUGCAUUUCAUCUGCCUGUAUGUUGGGUGUUAAACUGUGAAUCCCUAGCCGUGUGCUUGGAAUUAUAAAUGCAGUUUGUUUCUGUAGACGGUAUGAACUUGCUGUGUGUGUGGGUGUAUAUGCACAAGUAUUUUAGAGUAACAGAAAAUCAAAGGGAACGGCACUGAUAGCUCCUUCGACCCGUUAACUUGAAAUUAUUGAUGCUUCUCCCAAAAGACUCUUGACAAAAAUAAGGCUUUCCGUGUGUUUGGUUUUUUUGAAGUGCCCGAAACCUAAUGCAGGUCUCAAGAAGCCUGUCCUCUACCCGUGAGGCAGUUUUCUAAGUGAGAAGAACCUGUGGCUACUGGCAGGUGAGGAGAUAGGUGGGAAAUGACCGGGAGGAAGAGUCUGACGUCAUCAAACCCAGAAACCGGAGGAGCGUGUUGGCGCUACACUGUUGCUUCGUAGUGAUGCGCAUCUAGAAUAACAGGACGGGAGAAAAAUGCCAGUGAGAAUGUUAUGCAGUUUUGUUGUAGAAAACAAGAAAAACAAAAAUGGUAUGGUGUACCUUAAAACUCUGUUCUCGGGAGUUGACUAUUUUCUUUAAGUUUUAUUUAAAGGCUUAUUAGAAAGAAAUGGGACCAAUAUAAACAAUGCAUAUUUUCUCCUUGCCUAUUUGGGGAGUGGAAGAAAAGAAACGUUGAGUUUUCCUGCCUGUACUAAUAAAGAGUUAUCCUUUGGGAGGAAAAAAGGAAACUGUUUCAGGUUCUCCUUUUUUUUUCUUCCACGAAGUUUGGUGAAAGAGAAAUAUAACAAGAGAGAAUAUAAAUACAUAGAAUACUGAACCUGGGGGUGAAGACAUACGGCAGGGAUUCCCAAAAACACCCCACCAUCAUUGCCGAGAGAGAGAGAGAGAGAGAGAGAGAGAGAGAGAGAGAGAGAGAAGAGAGAAGAGAGAGAGGGAGGGAGAGAGAGACAGAUACAGAUAACCUACAUUUAGGAGCUUAGAGAUUUCCCAAGUGGGGACAGAAUGAUCGUACAGCAGACGGGGCUCUUGCCUUGCACACAGCCAACCGGAUUGUAUCCCCAGCGCCAUAUAGCACCCCCCCCCCGAGCCCCACUAGAGUAAUUUCUGAGUCCUGAGUCAGGAGUAAGCCCUGAGUACCAUCAGGUGGGCCCCAAAACAAAAGCAAAAAAAUUCUCAAGCUACAAGCAGGUAAAUCUAAAGUAUAAAAUGACCGUCUAUAGACAGAGGUUUCCUCUUGGUUUUAUUUUCCUAGCACUGUUCCUCUUUUGCUUUAAAAAUGGAGGGUGGGCAGUGACGAGUGAUGUCCUGGAGUUCAGGGUCUGAAGGACCACUGAAGGAGGCCAGGGUGAGGGCAAGGUAGGGCUCACAUGCAUCUGACCUCAGUUCGAAUCCCUGACACCGUCCGUCGUCCCCUGAGCCCUGCCAGGUGUGAUCCCUGAGCAUAGAGCCAGGAAUCAGCCCUGAGCACUGCCAGGUGGGACCCCAGAUCCCUCCCCGCCCCCGUGAAAAGAUCACUGAAGCAGGAAUCAGGAAUGCAGCUCAGGUGGAGCAACUUGCCUUGCAUUUGUGAGCUCCUGGGGUCAAUCCCCAGCACUGCAAAAUCAAGGAUUUUUUUUUUCUUUUAAACCCCAGGAAUAUUGCUCAAAGGAUGAAAACCUGACGGGUUCAAUCUCUACCACCAAUGGUCCCCUGAGCAUGGGGUAAUGGUUGCCUCUGAUCGCUGUGAUUUGUCACCCUGUGGUUUGGGGGUGGGGGUGGCAAGUGAAUUGACAUGGGUUGGCGGGUUUAACAAAAGAAUUGGUAGAGUGUGUAGCCUACAGUCUGAAGAGGACUCUUUCACCCGAAAACCCCUAAACUAUCACCGCUGACAAAAAAACAGAAAAAAAAGCGGUAUUAUUUUUUGAACCACUGUGUUGAAGUAAUCUGUGUUUUACUAUAAUUUAUUAAAGGAGCAUGCAUUUGUUAGACUUCUAAAUCUUCCCGGGAGUUAUGCAAAUAGUAAUGAAGAACGGACUGUUCUAAGUAAACUUAGUGCAACGACUGUGAAUUUGCCAUAUGGUUAUUACCAUGUGGGUAUUGUUAUGGUAAAUUAUAUUAAUGUAAAUAAACUUCUCUCAACUCUGA